UGGUUACCUGACUAUGCUGAGGUGGUGCAGCCGCUUGCUGACCUUAUUUAUGGCCACAAAAUGGCUAUGAGUGACAAAAUUAAGUGGACACCAGAGGGACUGACUGCUCUGACCAAACGGAAACAACUCAUGACUACUUCUCCCUGUUUGGGGCUCCCUGACCAUUCUAAACCUUUUAACCUUUUUGUUUGUGAGAAAAAUGGUUUUAUGUCAUCUGUUUUAACACAGGAACAUGGAGGAAAGCAGCGCCCAGUUGGGUAUUAUUCCAAACAGCUGGACAGUGUGGCCAGAGGUCUGGUUUGUUGUUUGAGAGCUGUGGCUGCUGCUACUGAAGCUGUGUUGGCUUGUGCAGACAUUGUUGCCAUGUGUGAACUCACUGUACACGUUCCUCAUGCUGUACAUGCUCUUAUUUCACAGGCAAAGACGGCCCAUCUAACACCAGCUCGACUGCUCCAUUAUCAGAAUGUUCUUCUGACAAUGUGUCAUGUGACCCUGAAGAGGUGCACUGUGUUAAAUCCUGCUACUUUGUUGCCCACCGAGGAUGAUGGAGAGCCGCACGACUGUGCUGAACUGUUGGAGCUUGUCUCUAAACCAAGGUCGGAUUUAACUGAUGUCCCUUUGCAAAAUGCACAUUUGGAACUGUUUGUAGAUGGCUCUGCUCAGCGUUCUGAGAAAGGAGAACCAUUGGUUGCGUAUGCGGUUACUACUGCCUCAACCACACUGGAAAGUGCUAAAUUACCCUCCCACCUUUCUGCUCAAGCAGCAGAACUCUUUGCACUCACUAGACGUUGCAUAUUAGCUACAGGCCAGUCUGCUACAAUCUAUACAGAUAGCAGAUAUGCCUUUGGUGUGGUACAUGAUUUUGGUACUCUGUGGAAACAGCGCGGCUUCCUGACCUCCUCUGGUCCUGUUGAGUUGAGGAAGUGGAAACGACUAUGUACAUAUGACCAGGUGCAGAAACUCUGACUGGGCCCGGCUGGGCUACCAGUCUUACCACGUUCAUGUUUCCCCUACUUAGCUAAGUUGUCACAUGGAAGAGUGUGUCAAAGGGGGGAGUUGUUGAUUUUGUAAAUACAUUUUGGUUUGCACCUGGGUUUUCUGUGUUUGCUGAACAAUUUUGUGCAAAAUGUGUGAUUUGUAUGACUAACAACAUGGGAAGAGGUAUUCCCAUGCCACUGUCUGCUCAUCCGACCCCUGAAGGACCAUUUGAACACAUAAUGAUGGAUUUUAUUGAACUCUCUCCUUGUCAAGGUUACAAAUAUUGUCUGGUGAUAGUGGAUGCCUUCUCCAAGUGGGUAGAGGCAUUCCCAUGUCGACAUUCCACUGCUAUGGCAGUAGCCAAGAAUCUCCUUAGGGAGAUCAUCCCAAGGUGGGGUUACCAUCUAAAUUAACCAGCGACAAUGGCUCCCACUUUGUAAACCUGGUGAUACAGAACUUGUCUGAGAGUCUGCAGAUAGACCUCAGGACCCAUUGUAGCUAUAGGCCGCAAUCCGGGGGUUUAAUUGAACGCGUUAAUCAAACGCUGAAAUCUAAGAUGGUGAAGCUUAUGGCAGAGACGGGGCUUUCUUGGGUCACUGUGAUCCCCCUGGCUCUGAUGUACAUGCGAGAGGGAGGCCCCACAGAACCACUGGAUUGGCUCCUCAUGAGGUUCUGACAGGUAGACCAAUGAGGAUGAUUAAUUCUCCCUUCCCACAGAACAAGCUGACACUGAUGGGCUGCGAAGAUGACAUGGUAAGUUAUUGUACUGCUCUAAACAAUGUUCUGAAGGCUAUUUUCCCCAGGGUGAAAGCGGCUCUACCCCAGCCACUGGUGGGGAUCCUGCACAAACUGCAACCAGGUGACUGGGUGGUGGUGAAAGACCUGAGACGAAAGCAUUGGAACCAGCAGAGGUGGACUGGACCAUACCAGGUGAUGCUGAUUACCCCCACUGCUGUUCGCGUAGCUGAGAGGUCUACUUGGAUCCAUGCCAAUCACUGCAGGAAGGUGCCAUACUGCCCACCAGACCCUGAGGAUGGAGGACCAGAGACGCCGGAAGUCACCGACUAGAUGGGAGGAUCAGGCCCAGACUCUACGCAUCAUGUUUCUUGCUCUGGUCUUGAGCCUUCUCAUUACAGUUGCCAUAUGGACAGUGACUCAAGGACAACCGGUCCUGGAAAGACAACAUGAUACGGACUCGACUGAUAACCAUUCAGUCCCACUGCGGGACUUAAAUAACAGCCACUCCAGCUCGAGCCAACGGCAGGCUCAGGACAGGAGUCCAGAAAAACAAUAGCCGCUCCCAUAUCGAAAGAAGAAGAAGGUCAAUGCAUCAACUGGAUGAGCAUCACAGUAGGAAUCACGAGGGAAACACUUGGUGGUCACUGCUUAACUAUACAGUAAAGACUGAACUGAUGUUAGGAAAUACCUCCUGUUAUGUAUGUAGCUUGUUUCCACAUUCAGCGAUCUCCCCAUUUUUACAGUAUUCAGUAGAGGUCAGCAUUAAAGACACUCUAUGUGCACUAGAGGCGCUCUUGUCCAAUGAGAACACAUGGGGUCAACCUUCACUAGGUAGAACACUGAGGGAUAAAUGCAUUAAUGGUAAUUUGUCAUCAACAAAAGAUUUACGGGGGGAUUUGAUUGUUCACAUUGGUGUAGUAGAAUAAUCUUAGAACCUAGAUCCCGUGUACCAGAACCUAUUAAAGUCCAACCCCGGCGAACCCCUCUGUAUUAUAACUCUGUAUUAUGGUAUAAACAUUGUAAACUCCGUUUCUGAUGGGUGAAUACUUACAUUGAAGGGAUUUGAUUCUUUAUUAUCUUUACAUUUUGAUUAUGGAUUUUUUAAUUGUAUUAUAUACUCUACUAUUAGUAAGGUGCCAUGUUACUAUUCUGAUUCUUGAGAGGGGAAUGUUGUGGAAUGAUCAGAAUUAGUUGGGUAACAUAGAUAAGAUGUUUUAUUUUCAUGAUAUGCUUAUGAGUUAUUUCUCAUAAGAAUGUAUUUUGUUGUACUAUAGUGGUGGCCAUUGGCAGUUAUCUGUUCUAUGUCAAGACUAAGUUGCAUGGGCCGCAGAGAGGGGAGAGGUCAAGGGGUCAUCAUGUGUAAACAUAUAUUUUCUGUGUGCCAGUGACUCCCUACUUUUCUCUCCGGGGAAAGGAGGGUGGCAGUGUCUGGAAUCAUUCUAUGCUCCCUCUUUGUUGACCUAUAGGGUCACUCUCCUCUCCGUGAGUUUGUCCAGGAUUGGUUGUAUUUAGAAUUGGUUCUAUCUAAAUGACAAUUUGAUAUAUAUCAUAGGGUGGGGGUAAUGUCUUGGUACCAUUUUGUACCAAGGAAGAGAUAAGAGCUUUGUUUAGGAGACCAAACUGAACGAUAAUUUAUAGCCCACUCUGUCUGACUAGGGGAUAUUCUCUCUGAAGUAAGGUUUUUUCUUUGUGUAAGUUCCAAGGCCUGUGUUUUGUCAUGUCGUCUAGGAGGGGGUGGAUCUUUGCUAUAAAUGAUCCCAUUUGCCAUUAUGUUGAGCACUCUCAACUUUUCAUUAGAGAUACUGAACUGUUGAAAGUCAAAAUGCUAUUGCAAAAGCUUAAUUAUUAUUAAAGGUGAAGAUUAAGCAUAA
Molecule: messenger RNA, 3587 nt
Organism: Oncorhynchus kisutch (coho salmon)
Lineage: Eukaryota; Metazoa; Chordata; Actinopteri; Salmoniformes; Salmonidae
Exons: 2
Coding region: 61-966 (301 amino acids)
Molecular function (GO): nucleic acid binding; RNA-DNA hybrid ribonuclease activity
Source: RefSeq, a predicted model, not a curated record